This is a messenger RNA of Pygocentrus nattereri (red-bellied piranha), 2050 nucleotides long. RefSeq lists its product as uncharacterized. Gene Ontology annotation, molecular function: actin filament binding. Gene Ontology annotation, cellular component: Arp2/3 protein complex; actin cortical patch. The record is from RefSeq and is a predicted model, not a curated record. Gene Ontology annotation, biological process: Arp2/3 complex-mediated actin nucleation. The transcript is spliced from 8 exons. Bases 174 to 1358 code for a protein of 394 amino acids. Lineage: Eukaryota; Metazoa; Chordata; Actinopteri; Characiformes; Serrasalmidae.
AUUCUAUACAGCCUUCAAACAGAAGUAUGUAAAAACCAUCACCUCAGUACUGCACUGCAUCUGUGAGACGCAGGGCAGAUUUGCCAGACUGCCAAACCAUUUGCAUAGCAGUAGUGCAGAGUUAAACUUUCUCCAGGAGGCUUUCACCUGUGCCUCACUUAAGCUGCUGGAGCAUGGACAGCGCAGGGAGAAAAGUGGUUGUCUGCGACAAUGGGACAGGGUUUGUCAAAUGUGGUUUUGCUGGGUCCAAUUUCCCUGAGCACAUCUUCCCAGCACUUGUGGGCCGACCUGUCAUACGCUCAGACACUAAAGUUGGCAAUAUUGUAAUUAAGGACCUGAUGGUUGGGGAGGAGGCCAGUGAAUGCCGGUCCAUGCUGGAGGUCUCCUACCCCAUGGAGAACGGAAUGGUACGGAACUGGGAGGACAUGCUCCACCUGUGGGACCACACCUUCGGUCCACAGCGUCUCAACAUUAACCCAUCAGACUGUAAAGUCCUGCUGACAGAGCCACCUCUGAACCCUCUGAAGAACCGGCAGAAGAUUGCAGAGGUCAUGUUUGAGACCUACAAGUUCCACGGCAUCUACAUUGCCAUCCAAGCUGUGCUAACACUCUAUGCACAGGGUCUCCUGACCGGUGUGGUGGUGGACUCAGGUGAUGGUGUGACUCAUAUCUGUCCAGUCUAUGAGGGUUUCUCCCUCCCCCACCUCACUCGCAGAUUGGACAUCGCGGGACGUGACAUCACACGUUACCUCAUCAAGCUCCUGCUGCUGAGGGGCUACGCCUUCAACCACUCCGCAGACUUUGAGACAGUCCGCUUGCUGAAGGAAAAGUUGUGCUUUGUGGGCUACAACAUUGAACAGGAGCAAAAACUGGCCAAUGAGACAACCUUCCUGGUGGAGUCCUACACGCUUCCAGAUGGACGUACAGUGCUGGUCGGGGGAGAGAGGUUUGGGGCCCCUGAGGCACUCUUCCAGCCACACCUCAUAAACGUAGAGGGGGUCGGGGUGGCCGAGCUUCUUUUCAACACUAUCCAGGCUGCUGACAUCGACCUCAGGGCAGAGUUCUACAAGCACAUUGUCCUAUCAGGAGGGACAACCAUGUACCCAGGGCUGCCAUCCCGACUGGAGAGAGAGAUUAAGCAGCUGUACCUGGAAAGAGUGUUGCGUGGAGACACAGAUAAACUCUCGAAGUUCAAGAUCCGUAUAGAAGAUCCUCCUCGCCGUAAGCACAUGGUGUUCCUGGGCGGGGCCGUGCUGGCCAACAUCAUGAAAGACAAAGAGUCAUUCUGGCUGUCGAAAGCAGAGUAUGAGGAGAAAGGGCUGAAGGUUCUGGACAAGCUUGGUGGAGCACUGAAAUGAAACCUGAAUCUAUGCAGAUAUAAAUGUAAACACUAUACGCCCAAAAGUUUGCAGACACCUGCUUAUUCAAUGUUUCUUCCGAAAUCAAAGGUACUCUUUAUUGCUGUGAGGAUUUGAUUGUGUUCAGCCAGAAAAGCAUUAGGGAGGUGAGAUACCAAUGCUGGAUGAUUAGUUCUGGAUCACAAAUGCCACUCCAGUUCAUCUCAAAUGUAUCCAUCACUCCAGAGAACGUGACUCUUUCUCUUACCUCUCUAGCUGACUCUUAGCAUUGGGCAUGGUGACCUUAGGCUCAUGCAUGCUUCAGAGGGUCCAAUUCUAUUGGCAGUGCUUUUCCAAGGAUAUUAUACAAGCUGCAUGUGCAGAACUGAAUGCCUGUGUGCAGCUUAAAGUAACUGAAUUGACUAAUUAGAAUGAGUGUCUGGAUACUUUUGGACAUAUAGUGUGCAUUUACACAGACACACACAGUAGGCAAAGGGAAAUAAGAGGAUAUUGUGAGAACUCACUAUUAAAUGGGCCAACUUCAAAGAAAAAAAUCUAUUUUUUAAAUUAUACAGUAGAUGGAAAGAAAAGCACAUUGUAAUGUUAUUCAGCAGUUGUCUGUCUUCUGUGAUAGUUUCCUUUACAUGCCUAAACUUUCAUAAGCUGUAAAAAUGUUCACGCUUUAUAUUAUAAAAAGCUGCUGGUCUACCGUG